CCCCUGUGCCACUGCUGUGUCACCGCGCCGGCUCUGACGGCGAGGAUUUCCCCGGCACCGGGUGAAUUCCCCGCAGCGAGAGCGCGCCCAUCCCCGCCCCGCCGGCGCAGCAGGCGGUAAAGCCCCGAGACCCCGCGCCGGAGCCGGGCUAGGGGGGCGGGCAGCCUGGGGACCCCGGGUGACAAAUCCUGCUGCUGUGACCUUUUGCCGAACAAGUUCCCCUGCGAAAAGCACCUCGCUGUGACCUCAAUGCGGGCUGCGUCGCGCGCUUCGCCGGCACGGCACUUUUCCUGCCAUCGCCGUCCUGUGGCCUCCGUCCUGCCGCCGCCCAUCCUUCCCGACCGCUGGCCGCCCCCUGUCCCCCGAGCCGGCGCCACGGGACGCGAGGCGGCCAUGGCACUCUGUGCGCAGUCUCUGGAGAUACAGCCAGAACUUUUCGUUCACAUGGCAGCAGCAAACUCUUCUCCACCGGGUUCUUUGGAUCUAAACCAGCCUGGAUUUGCAAAGGAGAUCCUGGGAACUAAACUGGAGGUGAAAUACCUGUGCUCUGAUUGCAAGAACAUCCUGAGGCGGCCGUUCCAGGCACAGUGUGGCCAUCGCUACUGCUCCUACUGCCUGAAGAAAAUCAUCAGUGCUGGACCUCAAAAAUGUGCCAGCUGUAUCCAGGAAGGAAUAUAUGAAGAAGGAAUUUCUAUUUUGGAAACAAGCUCGGCUUUCCCAGACAACGCGGCGCGGCGCGAAGUGGAGAGUCUGCCUGCUGUCUGCAUCAACAGCGGCUGCAGCUGGAAGGGAACUAUCAAAGAGUACGAGGCUCACGAUGAAGUCUGCCCUGAAUUCCCGCUGACUUGCGAAGGCUGUGGGAAGAAGAUUCCCAGGGAGAAGUUUCGGGACCACGUGAAGACGUGUGGCAGAUCCAAAGUACCUUGCCGGUUCGAGGCCGUGGGCUGUGCUGAGGUGGUGGAAAAUGAAAAGCUCCUGGAACAUGAAAGGAAGUGUUUGGCAGAGCAUCUCUAUAUGCUGCUGAGCUCUGUGCUCAGCCUCAAGACUGGUGCUGGGGACCCGAAGCCCCUUCCUGUCCUUUCCUCGUCACAAAACAGCUCCCCACUGCUGGCAGCAAACUCACUGUGCUCGGAGUCGGAGCUCUCCCGCUCUUCGGAGCUCUCCCGGUCCCUGGAGCUCUUGGGAAGGUGUGAGGCCCUGGAGAGGAAAACAGUGACCUUUGAGAACAUUGUCUGUGUGCUCAACCGGGAGGUGGAGAGAGUGUCCCUGACAGCUGAAGCCUACAGCCGCCAGCACCAGCUGGACCAGGAGAAGAUUGAAACGCUGAGCAACAAGGUGCGGCAGCUGGAGAGGAGCAUUGGGCUCAAAGACCUGGCCAUGGCUGAGAUGGAGGAGAAGAUCCGCAGCAUGGAGGCUUCCACCUAUGAUGGAGUGUUCAUCUGGAAGAUAACAGAGUUUGCCCGGAAGCGUCAGGAGGCGAUAACAGGCCGCUCUCCUGCCAUCUUCUCUCCAGCUUUCUACACCAGCAAGUACGGCUACAAGAUGUGUCUGCGUGUGUACCUGAACGGGGACGGCACCGGCCGCGGGACCCACCUGUCCUUGUUCUUUGUGGUGAUGAAGGGGCCCAACGACGCGCUGCUGCGGUGGCCCUUCAACCAGAAGGUCACCCUGAUGCUUCUGGACCAGAAUAACCGGGAGCACAUCAUCGAUGCCUUCCGCCCUGACGUGACGUCCUCGUCCUUCCAGCGCCCUGUCACAGAGAUGAACAUUGCCAGUGGCUGCCCCCUCUUCUGCCCCGUCUCCGUCAUGGAAGCCAAGAACUCCUACGUGCGGGAUGAUGCCAUCUUUAUUAAAGCCAUCGUUGAUCUCACGGGCCUCUAGCCCUUCUGACCUCAGAGUAGUGAGUGUGGAGCCAGCACUGCCCAGGGCAUCUCCCACUUGUGCUGCACUGCAGGUGGGUUUCAGAGCGAGAGAAGGGGGCACAGAGAGGGGAAAAGCCCGUCCUGAAAAGGACCCUUUGCUCUGAGUGGAAACCAGGUGUCUGAUGGGAGCCAUCUUUCAUGAGGAGAGGGUUGGUGGACACUGGCAGGCUGUGGGAUAUGGAAGAUUCCCUGCAGGGACUUGGGUGUCUGAACUGCUGCUGUCUGGACUCCAGUGGAAACCAGUGCAGCUCUUGCUCUACCAGUCUAGCCAGCAUCCACAGCUCUCUGUAGUAAAAUGGUGGUUUGCCCUGACUGAGCUCCACCUCCUGUGGAUUUUGGCUCAGCUGUCUAGGAUUUCCUUCUGAGAUCUUCGUAUUUCUGGAAGUUGUGUGCUGUAGGGUGCCAUGGCUCUGCACUGCUGGUUGCUCCACGCCUUGGGAGGCAAGCAGGGUGUGUGACAGCUGCAGUGCCAGCUGGGCAAGAGGGACACAGACUGGUUUGAUACUGUUGAUGUGUUGGGAGGGUGCUGAGCCCCGCUGCAGGGCAGGGGAGCCCUGAGCCCAGCCCUCACUGGUGUGUGAUGGGUGGUGUGUGCCGCAGUGUGGAAUGGGGGUGCUGCUGCCCAGAAGGGACUGUGGGGCAGCACCAGUGAUGCCUGUAGGGAAGAAGUGAGUCUGCUGUGGAGACUGUCCCUCCUGUGGCAGGAGAGGAGGGUGACACGUAGCUCGGUGUGCACCCUGAGAGCCCCAGGCCCUGCCCACCUCUGCCCUGUGUGCCGAGCAGCACUGGACGGGAUGGAUGCUGUGCUGGCAGCUGUCUUUGCUCACAGGCAAAGGCACAGGCUCUGAACUGGCUUCACUCCCAUGUUGGCACAGCUUCACCAGCCUUCCCAGGGCUCCACGUCCAUCUGCGGCUGUGCUGUGGGCACUGCCAGCUCAGGCUGUGGGCUAUGUUCUGUCUGCCCAUGCAGUGGGCACUGCUGGCCAGCCCCUGCCCUCCCACGGGGCCUGCAGUCACCAGCAGCAGCUCUCCCUCACUGUUCCUCCCCACCCCGAGCUCAGGAGUCAUGGGCCAGCUGGUUCCAGGUGACAGCACCCUGGAGCUCUUCCUCCACUCAGCCCCAUGUUGAACCUGCAGCCACCUGGGGAGGAUCUGGGGGCUAGAGAAGUGUUCUGUCCCCUUUCUGUCACUGGGCUCGUUCCCUCUGGGCAGCACCUGUUCAGCAGCCAUGAGAAGGUCUCUCUCAGUGUUAGUGGGGAAGAGCUGGCUGCCACAUCCCUGCAUAGUGCCUGCUGCAGCUUAGCUGUGGCCAUGAGUAGCUCUGGAUGGGCCCUGGUGCCAGGUGGACUCAAAGCUUUGUUGCCUCCUUUGCCUGGGCUUCCCACUCCUCUGUCAGCAGCUGAAGCCAGGAGAUGCUUUGUUGGUGUCAGGAGCAGCUGUGAACACCCUGCAGUGAUGGCCGUGCCCUGGCUGCUCCCGUGCUGCCCUCGGGCAGUGGGGCUGGAGCGUGGCCACCCUCCUCCAUGGCUGCCAGGGACUGGCCCAGCACUGCCAGCAGCUCUUGCCCGGUGCCCAGCCCGGGCUGGGUGGCUGCAGAGCCUGCUAGGCCUGUGCUCUGCUCACACCUCGCUUUCGGCGCAGCCACCCCGCGGGGCCCAGAACACUGUAAGGCCCUGUCCUGGCAGGGAGCCCUGCAGCGUCUGGCUGGCCCCCACGCCUCCUGGCACUGCCCUGACCUGCCCCUGGCGCUGUUUGGAAUGUCCCUGCUGCUGCCCAGGAGCUCAGGGGUGCCCAAUGCCCUGCAGGCUGAGCUGGGCCCGGCCCAAGCUGAACCUCUUGCACCCACGGCUGCUGCGCUGGCCAGGAGCUCUCCAGGCAGGUGCUGGGGUGACCUGCGAGCCCCCUUUGGAAUUGCUGUGUGGAACUUCUUACACCCGUGUGUGCAGG
Ficedula albicollis (Collared flycatcher) is the source of this 3869-nucleotide messenger RNA. It is a transcript of the gene TRAF2, whose product is annotated as TNF receptor associated factor 2. Gene Ontology annotation, biological process: regulation of apoptotic process; tumor necrosis factor-mediated signaling pathway; positive regulation of JNK cascade. Gene Ontology annotation, molecular function: ubiquitin protein ligase binding; tumor necrosis factor receptor binding; ubiquitin-protein transferase activity. The record is from RefSeq and is a predicted model, not a curated record. The coding region runs from base 250 to 1881 and encodes 543 amino acids. Lineage: Eukaryota; Metazoa; Chordata; Aves; Passeriformes; Muscicapidae. Gene Ontology annotation, cellular component: cytosol; cytoplasmic side of plasma membrane; plasma membrane signaling receptor complex. The transcript is spliced from 12 exons.